CACGAUCAAAACGGAAUCGGAAACGCAUUGUCGGUUUGCUCCUCGCCGCCGGUAAUAACGACGCCGCUUCUGUCCUUCUUCCUCCUCCUCCUCCUCCUCCUCCUCCUCGUCGCCGCCGCAGCUCCGCCAUCAUCGCCUCCGUUCCCGAGAGCCCACCGAAGCUCCCACCAUUUUUCCACCGUUCCCCAGCUCGCUCGAGCUCGACACGGCCCUCCCGACUCGCCCCCGAGUCGAAACUCGGUGUCCGACCGGUCGCGAUAGCGUGGUGGCCGCCGCCGCCGCCACCGUGGAUCGCUGUGCCGUGCGUUCGUUCCUUUGUUUGACCGGCUAUGCUGUGAGUUUGUUGGGUGUUGUGAAUUGGGUUUGGGUUGGUUAGGGCAACGCCCCCUGCGAGCGAUGGAGCGGGCCAUGCUGACGGUCGGGCCGGGCAUGGACAUGCCGAUCGUCCACGACAGCGACAGGUACGACUUGGUGCGGGACAUAGGCUCGGGGAACUUCGGGAUUGCAAGGCUCAUGAGGGAUAAGGUCACGCAGGAGCUCGUCGCUGUCAAGUACAUCGAGCGGGGCGACAAGAUAGAUGAAAAUGUUCAGAGAGAGAUAAUAAACCACAGAUCUCUGAGGCAUCCGAACAUUGUUAGAUUCAAAGAGGUCAUUUUAACACCUACGCAUCUGGCAAUUGUGAUGGAAUAUGCAUCUGGUGGAGAGCUUUUUGAGCGAAUAUGCAAUGCUGGGCGAUUUAGUGAAGAUGAGGCUCGCUUCUUUUUUCAACAGCUCAUAUCUGGUGUUAGCUACUGUCACGCUAUGCAAGUAUGCCAUCGUGAUCUAAAAUUGGAAAAUACUUUAUUGGAUGGAAGUCCGGCCCCUCGACUAAAGAUAUGUGACUUUGGGUACUCAAAGUCCUCAGUGCUGCAUUCAGAACCAAAAUCAACUGUGGGAACUCCAGCGUACAUUGCCCCAGAAGUCUUACAAAGGCGAGAAUAUGAUGGCAAGAUUGCAGAUGUUUGGUCGUGUGGGGUGACCUUAUAUGUGAUGCUAGUAGGUGCUUAUCCCUUUGAGGAUCCUGAAAAACCUAAAGACUUUCGGAAGACAAUUCUGAGAGUUAUUAACGUUCAGUAUUCCAUCCCAGAAAAUGUCCAAAUAUCGCUUGAGUGUCGGCAUCUGAUCUCUCGAAUAUUUGUUGCAGACCCUGCAGAGAGGAUUUCCAUCCCUGAGAUAAAGAGUCAUCCAUGGUUCCUGAAGAAUUUGCCUGCUGAUCUUAUAGAUGAGAACACAAUGGGCAAUCAAUUCGAAGAGCCUGAUCAACCAAUGCAGAGCGACGAGACGAUCAUGCAGAUAAUUGCUGAGGCCACGAUUCCGGCGAUCCCGCCCCAUGGCCUUAAUCAAUUUGUCGCUGAUAGCCUGGACAUGGAUGAUGAUGACAUGGAUGACUUGGACUUUGAAUCCGAGCUAGACAUUGACAGCAGUGGUGAAAUAAUCUAUGCAUUAUGAUGAAAGGUCUCUGUAGGCAGAAGUUCUGGAUGAUAGCUUAGUUUCUGAAAGUAAGUGAUUUGCAUCAACUAUUUAUAAUAAGCCAAGAGAAAUAUAUCUCCGUCUGUCUUAGAUUAGGAUGAAUACUGUGGAAAGAGUACAUUAUCUAAACCUCUUGUUUUGUGACAUGGACAUUUACAUUUGUCAGGCUCUCUGAGCUGUCUUUUGUUGUCUUCGUCAUCA
This is a messenger RNA of Eucalyptus grandis, 1710 nucleotides long. Its product is annotated as serine/threonine-protein kinase SRK2I. The coding region runs from base 397 to 1488 and encodes 363 amino acids. The transcript is spliced from 9 exons. Gene Ontology annotation, molecular function: protein serine/threonine kinase activity; ATP binding. Gene Ontology annotation, biological process: protein phosphorylation; intracellular signal transduction. The record is from RefSeq and is a predicted model, not a curated record. NCBI's taxonomy places the organism in Eukaryota, Viridiplantae, Streptophyta, Magnoliopsida, Myrtales, Myrtaceae. Gene Ontology annotation, cellular component: nucleus.